Messenger RNA from Chaetomium globosum CBS 148.51, 1287 nucleotides. RefSeq lists its product as uncharacterized. The record is from RefSeq and is a predicted model, not a curated record. The transcript is spliced from 3 exons. Gene Ontology annotation, molecular function: acetyl-CoA C-acetyltransferase activity. The coding region runs from base 1 to 1287 and encodes 428 amino acids. Lineage: Eukaryota; Fungi; Ascomycota; Sordariomycetes; Sordariales; Chaetomiaceae. Gene Ontology annotation, biological process: fatty acid beta-oxidation.
AUGGCGGGGCAAUUCAGGCACGCGCUGCGCGUAUCAUCGCACCUCAGGACCGGCUCGGCUCGGCUGUUCUCGUCACAAGCCUGCCUUCGUCAAGAGAUCCGAGAUGCCUACAUUCUGAGCGCAUCUCGGACACCAACAGCCAAAUUUAAUGGCUCUUUUUUGAGCGUUACCGGUCCACAACUCGGUGCUGUCGCCAUCAAGUCCGCGCUCGAAAAGUCCAAAGUGCCCGUCAGCAAGAUCACCGAUGUUUACAUGGGAAAUGUCCUCCAGGGCUCCGUCGGGCAGGCUCCGGCCCGCCAAGCCUCCGUCUUUGCCGGCCUCCCUCCGUCCGUCGAGGCUGUCACUAUCAACAAGGUGUGCGCCUCCGGGCUGAAGGCCGUUGCUUUUGCGGCGCAGAAUAUCCAAUUAGGUCUCUCCGAAGCCCAGAUUGCUGGCGGGUUCGAGAACAUGUCGAGGGUGCCAUAUUAUAUGCCGCGCGCGAGCGGUUUACCAGGCUUCGGCCAUGUAAAGAUGGAGGACGGGCUCAUCAAGGACGGUCUCACCGAUGUCUACGACCAGAUCCACAUGGGAAACUGCGCCGAGAAUACGGCCAAGAAAUAUGAAAUCUCGCGGGAAACACAAGAUCAGUACGCCAUCCAGUCGUACCAGCGGGCGCAGGCCGCCUGGAAGAACAACGCAUUUGCCGACGAGAUCGCGCCAGUCACGGUCAAGGGGAGGAAGGGGGACACGCUCAUCACCACCGACGAAGGAUACCUCGACGUCAAGCUGGAGAAGGUGCCCAGCCUCAAGCCGGCAUUUGUACGUGACGGCACCGGAACUGUGACGGCGGCCAACUCAUCGACGCUGAACGACGGUGCAAGUGCACUGGUGCUGGGCAGCAGGGCGGUUGCGCAGGAGUAUGGUGCUGGCUCGCGGGUUCUCGCACGCAUCUGCGGUUCAGCCGAUGCCGCUGUAGACCCCAUCGAUUUCCCAAUUGCCCCGGCCAAGGCGGUCCCUAUUGCUCUCGAGCGAGCCGGCAUCACCAAAGACCAGGUCGCUGUUUGGGAGUUCAACGAGGCCUUUGCCGCGGUCAUCAAGGCCAACGAGAAGAUCCUUGGCCUGGAGGGCGCAAGAGUGAACCCACUUGGUGGAGCCAUUUCACUCGGUCACGCCCUCGGCAGCUCGGGGUCGCGUAUCCUCGUGACGCUGCUCCAUCAGCUCAAGCCUGGUGAAUAUGGUGUUGCGGCCAUUUGCAACGGUGGAGGUGCAGCAUCGGCGAUGGUUGUGCAACGAAUCGAGUCUGUGUAA